Messenger RNA from Camellia sinensis, 705 nucleotides. The record is from RefSeq and is a predicted model, not a curated record. Lineage: Eukaryota; Viridiplantae; Streptophyta; Magnoliopsida; Ericales; Theaceae.
AUGGCUUUGUAUACCGAGAACAAACCUUUGUUGUGCAAGGUAUUACCCUCAUCCUUUAGGAAAAUCCCGUCAGAUUGGUUUUACAAAUUGGCGAAAGGAACUGUGAAAAGUUGGAAAGGCCUGGCCGAAAUGUUCAUGGCUAGGUUUGUUACAAACAAGCUACAGCCAUUGAGGGUAGACUCUCUGCUGGCUUUAAAGAUUGACGAGGAUGAGAGCUUGAGGGCUUAUGCCAAACGGUAUCACGAGGUGUUCAGCCGGAUACCCGCAUGUAACCAGGAGAUGGUAGUUGUUUCAUUUAAAAACGGCCUGGAGGAUGAAUGCCCACUUCGAAAGUCACUAGCGAAAACUCUACCAAAGAGUAUGGAAGAGCUCAUGGCACGAAUAAAAAAAUAUGUCAGGGCAGAGGAGGACACACCAGGAAUAAAAGUGUUUAAGCGGGAGAAAGGAAAUGACUCACCGAAACGAGCCCGAGGUAAUACCAUAGUUAACAGACAGAAGGUCGAACUAAGGGCUGCACAAGCAGUUACUACCGUAUUCAAGAUCCCGGUCCAUAAGGCCCUGGAGAGGAUUAGAAACCAACCAUAUUACAGAGCACCAGAAAGUUCACGGCGAGUUUAUGGGAAGAAGCAUUGGGAAGCACUACGCUUACCACAACGCGAAUGGGCAUUAUACACAGGGAUGCAGGGCCCUGAGAACCUACUUUGA